AUCUACUUGUCUGUUAAUAAGAGUUAAAUUUUCAGAGCAGACAGCACUUAUCAGAGAGACUAGAAACCCCCCAAAACCCCACCAGGGAUUUUGGUUUCAUUUCAUCUAAACCUUGUCAAGUAAAUCAAGCCUGUCCCACAAGUCUUGGUAUUUAACCUUCUAAAUAAAAAUUGGAUCUAUUAGAGAGAAAAAGGUAAGUUAUGAUUAACUGAAAAACUAAAUUUUAUUUCCAUAAAACACUGCACUUUUGCCUCAUUUACUAUGCGCAGAGGCAUGCAUAUGCAAAUUGACCCCGCCUCUAACCCCACCCAUCACUCCGCUACUCACCUGCAACUCUGAUCUGCUCGUCAUGUACAUAAAAACUCUGCUACUUUUUGUUUUACAGGCACUUUAUGGGAGCAGGUACUGUCACCUGCAGGUUAACAGUCUUAACACCAUGAGGCUUGAAUUAGAAUUACUAUAAUACGUUGUUUUGUUAACAGCCAUCAGCGCCUGCUUGUAGUCUAUUCCCUACACUGCUGUGUGCCAGGAUAAGAGUCAUGUGUUGAGCCAGCUGCUACCACAUCUGUCAGUUAGAGUCACAUAUGACUUGGACAUUUAUUAAAUGCAUGUGCUUUCUAUUUACAUAAAAUGGUUUUCAGGUGGAACCCUUAUUGCAACAUGAGCGCUGUGAAUCCAUUUGGGAAACUGGACAUUGCUGCAAAUUGCCUUUUGAUGUGGGCCUGUUCUCCCACAGUGAACGGGAACUUGAUGAAUCAGCAACUCAUUUUAAUAAUCCCAUCCAGAACUGCAGCCGCUGGUGUUUCCUGUGAGUGGGCGAGGCGCAGUGACAGCUGCCGCGGAGCUCCGAGCUUCUUCUGUUUGUUUUUAUUCACACGGAUGGAAAAGGAAAGAAAUCGAUUUUAAACCAAAGUCCAGAAAAAAGAAAAGAAGAAGAAGAAAAAGUUUGAUCAAUCCUGUGAAAGAAGAUUUUAUUUUUAAACUUUCAGUAGGGGAAGAAAGCGGAAAAACAACCCGGCUGCCGCUCGGUCUCCUGCAGGAUGUGAGAGAAGCACAACAGAAAACUCUCCCACAGCGACGCAGAGAUCUGAGCAGGAACAAGUUUAAAGAUCGCCAGACGAGACUCGGCUGCAGACAAAACAUGGCGCUGUUCUUCUCCGGAGCCGUUACAAGUUCACCCAUAAAACGGAGGUUGCGGGCAAAUCACUCCUGUCAGAGCCUCGACCUGUCUCUCCUCUCCCCUGACUCCUCCUACGUCUGCUACUCGUCGGCGGAUGGCGGUGACCCCAGCUGCUGCCGGCGCUCGCCGCGCCUCCUCACCAACGGGUACUACAGCGUCACCGAGGACAGCUUCACCUGGGACGACGACGGAAAUGUGUCGCUGACGCCCUGCAAGACCAACGUGUCCUACAAGGAGAACCUGGUCAGGGUUUUCCGGCGCAGGCGGAGGCCUCGCAGCUCCCUGGCUCGCCUCCUGAGCGAUGUCACAGAGACCUGCCAGUCGUGGCUGGAUGAGAAAGUCUUCAGGGGCGUGUUCAGGACGGGAAAGCACCACAACUGGGACCAAGACCAGGACCAGGACAAGGACCAGGAUAAGGACCUGGACAGAGAAUAUGAGAGGGAUCCUGUUUGGGCGAAGAGCAGUCAGCAGCACCGGGCCCCGCUGGACGAGUCCUCCUGGUCUGGACUCUGCAGCACCGAGCUGGAGGACAGCCGCAGCUUCACAUAUGACCCAACAGAGAUCCCGCCCCCUCCUGACAAAGUGUCCCCGCCCCCAAAGAUGCUGAUCCAGGAAGAGAUUUGCUCUGAGAUCUGUCAGUCAAAGGAGCGGUUCACCCAGUCACUGGGUGGACUCUCAGAAGUCCCGCCUCCCUCUCCUUUCUACACCAACACCUGCUGCUGUCAGGCCUCACCUGAGCACACAGCAGCUGCAGUUUGUCCUGUGUUGAAACCAGUGGGCGGGGUUCGAGGGUUAACGAUGAAGGCCUUUCUCCUUUUCAUCUUCACCAUCUUCAUCUUCUCGGCUCUUUAUUCAGGGUGUCUGAGGUGGAGCUCGACUGUGACAUCCAUUGUGUUCAUGAUGGUGUCAACAUUUAUGUUCCUGACAAAGUCGGGGCCAAUGGGCGAGUGGAGGAGGGCGAAGACGGAGGACAUCACAUCAAGAAAUGAGUAAAAGAAGAGAAGAUGAGUGACAUGAGCAACUGGAGGAGAGAAAGAGGAAAAAGUCUGAUGGAAACUCAGCGGAAAUAUUUUACAUUUCACCAACCGUUUGCAUGUAAGUUGCACUUAAAGGACCAAGUUAUACUGAGCUCCGGAAAACAUUUUACAGCAGCACCUGUUUGACUGCAAAACUUCGACUGAAUUUGAAUGUAAAUCUUUGUGUGUUUUGUUCUCUGAGCUGAAGGGCUGCACUUCUUUGUAUAUUUGUAUAUACAAAGAAGUAUAUUUUGUAUAUUUGACCUUUAAAUCUAAAGAAAAAAAUUCUGGGGAAAAUCCAGCAUGGUGUUGCAACCAAACAAACUUUUGUAUAUUAUGUCAACACAGCACUCAAACUGAGAACUUUUCACCAGCAUCAUGUUUGGAUUUUCCCAGCGAAGAAAACAGUUUGUUUCUGAUAAAAUGCUGAAGGAACUCUUUAACAUGGUGACACAAGUUACCGUAGUUUAGCCAUGAAAGAUGAAUAAUUUCCAUAUCAAAUACAAAACAUCCAAAUAUACGUGACAUAUAUUUAAAAGACUAAGUGUAUCUUCUGGUUAGUAGCUGAACUUGGCUUUUUUUGAGCUGUCCACAGUGACCAAACGUCUGAUGUUCAGCGUUUGAGAACAAAUUCAGGUCCAGCAGCAAAAAAAAAAAAAAUUUAAAUAACAGCUGUGACUUUUUCUAAAAAAAACAAAAAACAAACCAAAUGCACAAAACACCUGAAGUUCACAUUGAUCUACCUGGCGUCUCUAAUUGAAGGGGUUAAGUGCCAUUUUUUUCCUGAGGAAACUGAAUGAAGAGUUUUACACCAAAAUGACAGAGACAAUAAAAAACAGACACAACACAAGAUAUUUUUUAAAAAUAAUGUUGGUGUUGGUACAUUAAAGCUGCACCGGGUCAGAUUUUAAUGCGACUUUGACCAGAGAGGGAAGGAUGACUUCUGACUGCUGGACUCAGUUACAUCCAUCCAGACACAUGUCGUUGUUUCAUUCACUCUGAUGAAUUCAUACUGAUAGUUAAAACUGAUUAGGUAUCGUUAAUCUCGUCAGUUAAAGCGUCACAUGUGCUUCAGUAUCAGCUGUUCUCCCGAUUUCAUGUUUGAGUUUUAUGUCCUUUAAUCUUAAAACAGCUUGAAAUGUCAGAAAUAACAUUAGCAGGAAAACAUAAAGCAAACGAUUUGAGUCAUGAAGAAAAAUAUAAAACUUAGUUUUUCUAAUGUUCCCUUGUGCAGCUUUAACAGUAUCAUGUAAAUCUUAGAUCAACUUGUUCUCUGCAGCGUUUUGUGGUAAAACUCUGUUAAGUGCCUAAUAAUACAGAAUAAUACAGGGAAGUGUUAGAUUUGAACCUGAAAUGCUGCUGAAACAUUAAACAGACCAGCUCCAGUGGUUAAUGGGGAUAUUUGAUUUCAUCUGCCUACUGGAGCAGCUGGGUGGAGUUAGUAUGUCAGAGGAAAUACAUUUUCAAAUACAGUGGACUGUGGAGAAGUCAGUGGCUGGUUUUAUAAAAACAGACUGAAAAGGAGUUUUAAUAAGAACAGACACAUGACAUGUGACUGGUUUCUCUUUGAUUUUAAAGAAUCUAAAGCUUCCUGGCUGGCUGCUGGCUGCAAUGCUCUCUGGGAUUUUGUGUUGUUGUGGUUUGAAGGGAAUUGACUCCAUCACAGUGUUAAAAUGGGUCCAACCAAGCAUUAACCUCUGGGACUGAAUGCUAAAAACUGCAGUUCCUCUAAUGACCACUAGAGUCUGGCUCCAACAGUGAGUCAAUCCCCAUUGACUCCCAUGUUAAAAUGUCCAACUUUACAGCAGAAAGAAACAUGUUUACAGCCUGGUACAAAAACAGUUUUGGUCUCUAGAGCUAAUUUCCUCCUUCGUGACACCUGUUUAUAUAAUUCACCUCUUUACAUUUCAUGAAGACUUAAAGUUAUGGAGACUUCAGGAUGCCCCACCUCUUUGGGAUUUUUGGAUUAGCUGGGAGUUAAGGGUGGAGUCAGGCACUGCCAAGAUGGUGAUGGUGGAGCAGCUCACUCUGAGCUUCAGAAACCUAUGGGUGAUGUCACUGAGGCUAUGUCCAUCUUUAUUUGCUGUCUGUGGGUCCAACACACUUAGACCAUUCACUGUCUAGUCCCAUGUUUCCAUGACAUGGUACAGACUCUACUUGCUUUUGGUACCAGGUUCUUCCUUGUUUGGUACCAGGUUGUUCUUUGUAACUAUAGUGACAGUGCACAAACGUAUUAUGACAUCAUCCUCAACGCGACACACACAUGAACAAUAGAGGAUAUAGAAGGGAACCCAAAUGUUUCCGCUUCCUCGUUGACCAUAGCGUGGUUUUGGUUGCUUUACUAAAGGGAUAGAACAGUAACAGGCAGAACGUCUCAUCUCGCACAAUGAUGACUCCGUAAUGACGAUUCUGUCUGACCAAUCAGUAGUCUGCAGUGUUUUUACCUCAGCUUGCCUGGAACCUCGGUGGGAGGUGAUACCAAAAAAAAGUAGCAGGUACCAGGUUCUAUCCACAAGUUUUGCCUGAUGGAAAACCAAAGAAAGUGAGUUGAGUCGGUACCCUGCAGAGGAACAGGGCUCUGUGGGAGAAGUGAAACCACAUGCUGUCUGAUAUGAUCCCAUCUACUUCUCAGCCCCUGUUGAACUUUUCUCAGCCUCUGACUGCACAGUUUUUCUCCAGGAUCUCGCUGUCUUUGUUCGUGCAUCUGUGGCGGUUUUAAAAUCCACGUGUGAACACAGCCUCCACCCAGCUGGCAUCACAGGCAGGAAGAAAUAUCAUCACCUAUUCACAGCUCCUGUAUAAGUCAGGUCUGCUUCUGUGUGAAGGUUAACUCUUCUUCACACAUUUUACAGGGAUUUCUGAAGGAGCAAUAAGAUAAAGGAAACCAGACAGUUGAGUUUCAUGGGAGAACAUUUAGGAUUUCUGUAACAAAAUCAGGGAGUUUAUCUUGGUUUGAACAGUUUGUAUAGAUUAUGUUACCACUCUGUGACUCCUGAAGGACGAACAAAGAAAAUCGAAGUGUUGCAGGAAGCUGGACUAAACAAAUGUAAAGAAAAUCUUGUACUGUUACGGCUUUAUAAGGUUUUGACUUUAUAAAGUUGUUAAAAUUCAAUCAUGUUUGGGCCUCAAACUACGCCAAGACUUUUAGCAAACUUUGAAAAACAAAGAGAUGAGCUGUGUCGUUUUUAGCGACGGCACAAAUCAACUCUUCCUGUGUGAAACUUAAAUGUUUUCAUGUGUUUUUGUGUAACAAACUUUGACCAGAUAAGUCUUCAUGUUCCAGAUUGUCUGAAGGGAUUAGAAUAAGUACAAAUGUGUCUGUUCAAACAGUUGUGAUAAUCAUGCUGUGUUUAUGUCGUAUGGAAAUUAAUCUAAAGUACCAGAUCCAAACUUAAAUAAAUACUUAACUACUGUUCAUCAACAAGUCAAGUAUUUUUAAUUACAGCCAGGAAAAUUCAAUUUUUCUGUUAGCAAUUUUGGGCUUAAUAAUACAGCAGUGCUUGAUAAGUCAAACAAACACAGACGCCUCAUCAAUUGAAAUCGUUAGACGAAAGAAUAACGACAAAAGAAUAUUUUUACACGACCAACUCUGCCGUCACUUAACUGCGAAUUUUCUGUUGAUGUGAAUCCCUGAAAGUCAUAAACUUUUCCAUCUCAUGUGACCUGAACGCAGCAUAUGAUAUAGAACAUGAAGGGUUAAAGGUUGAGGUCACACCAGAAUUGAUGCGGCAAACCGCUAACAUGCUAGCAACCCAGGAACACGGUAGCACCAAGCUUCUUUAUAUUUCAUAUUUUAUAUUUCACCUUGGUGCAAAACGUAAUUCCACUGAAAAUGAAUUGACUUUGCUGUAGAAAAUUUACAUAAUAAAUUCUGGUGUGACUGAGCUUUUAAAACAGAAAUUUCUCUCUUUCUGUGUAAAUCAAGACUUUCUGAAUCGUGUUUAUUCACUUAAAGUGCCAAAUGUUUUGAAAUCUGAUGAUUCAGGAAAGGUUACGUCACCAAUACUUCAUCAAUGAACACAUAUAAAUCUAUAUUACUAAUAUUUUUAAUACUGCUCUGCAUGACUUUGUAUUACUUUGCAUUUAAAGCUGCACCUAUAAAUAUAUUUAUAUUAACGACAGAUCAAAUUACUCUGUGUAAUGUGAAAGGUGUUGCUCAUAGUUUUGAACCCACUGAGAAUCAACACCGCAAAACUUUUUAGCCUCUUUUAGCUCUUAGUUUUGGUUUUACAGCCAAAAUAUGAGCCAGGUAUUUUUUUCACAGGAGCUGGUGGAGACCAAAAACUGAGGGAGUACUGGACAGGUGGCACAAACAUGGCUCCAGAUGAAUGGUCAUGUUGCUCUGUAGCUGCUAACAUGUUAUUGGUAGCUCGUUGUGCUGCCCCCUGGUGGCCAAAGCCAAGAAAUGCAGCUUUAAAUGAUCAAAGUUAAACGUGGAUCAAGUUUGGCCUUUUUUUUUUUUUUUUUUUUUACAUUUAAAAACUUUUCUUGAUGUUGUAAAAUAUUGAAUUUAAUGCAAAAGACAAAUAAGAAGAAGUUCCUUUGAUAAAAAUCAACAUUUAACAUGAAUCGCACCUUUAGAUGCUCCUGUUGUGUGUGAAGCAGUUACUGUACAUGGUGUUAAUGAUGUUGUACAUAGAUUUUUUUUAUUUAUCAUUGACUGCACUUGUUUCCAAAAGUGGAAAUGUGAUACUCUGCUUGUGACAGCACUUAUCUGUCCUGUACUGUAUUCAUGUCCUUAAAGUCUGGUUCAACAGCUGUUCAGAAAACUGCAAAAUUAAGCCUUAAAUGAGAUGCCAACCAGAUUUCAAAUUUUAUAUCAAUAAAUCUGAUGUAUUUGCUUCCAAAACGACACUUGAAGGAGCAGUGUGGAUCGCUGAGUCUCCGUCAGUAAAAUGGUUUAAAUGAACAAAAAGAAAUUCAGUGAUUUGGAUGAUGGGUAGUUUCCCAUUUCGGCCUUUUGGUGGCGCUGUGUUUAAGAUUUAAUUUUUACAGUAUUUGGCAUAUUGACAGAGUGAGACUUAAAGUGAAUGUUUAUCGUCCAUUAAACCCUGUUAUAAAGA
Messenger RNA from Seriola aureovittata, 7259 nucleotides. RefSeq names its product transmembrane protein 71 (gene tmem71). The transcript is spliced from 13 exons. Lineage: Eukaryota; Metazoa; Chordata; Actinopteri; Carangiformes; Carangidae. The coding region runs from base 1142 to 2173 and encodes 343 amino acids. The record is from RefSeq and is a predicted model, not a curated record.